AUGUUUGAAAAAGCUUAUUCUUGUUUAAGACUAAGUAGGUCGUCUUUUCUCGAAGUACAUUCUCAGUGUAGACCGGCCUUCGACAAUUGCAUCACACCCGCCAGUAUGGAUGUUGGAUCUCCAAUACAGAGAGAGCCCGAGGAAGGUUUUACAGAUAUGUACAGAACUCAUUCUCAAACCACAGAUACCACUGCCAAUGAUAUCGACCUUCGACAAUAUCCGUUGAGUUGGAAAACAAUCAGAAUAUAUUUAAGCGCCUCUAUUGGAGGACUCUUGUUUGGGUACGAUGGUGGAGCCAUAGCAGGAGUCUUAGUUGCGUUGAAGCCGGGAGAUUUAGGACUCGAAACUUUGGAAGACUACCAGAAGGGAGUUAUCACAGCAACAGCUGCUUUCGGGUCAUUUUGUGGAUCCAUUUCUGCAUUUCCCUUGGCAGAUCGGCUAGGACGUAAAAAGACGCUUGGGUUUAGCUCUCUUCUAUUCAUAAUUGCUGCUAUCGUCAUGGCCUCGGCGGUUCACUUUCCCGUGCUUCUCAGCGGCCGACUAACACUAGGUUUUGCGGUAGGAAUUGCAGCUCAGUGCGUACCAGUAUAUCUAAGCGAGGUGUCGCCCAGCUCAGCAAGAGGAACCAUACUUACGCUUAAUACAUUGGCCAUUACUGGCGGUCAGUUGUUUGCGAGCACUCUAUCAUGGUUCAUAAUAGAUAAACCGUACGCAUGGAGGAUUCUUUUUGCAUUAAGUGCUGUGCCUGCUGGUAUAUUGCUUAUCUUACUCGACACAAUCCCUGAAUCUCCAAGAUGGUUGUUUCUCACCAACCAACCUCACCAAGCCCGAGAGUCUCUAACUAUCAUUUAUCCCAUGGCAUCUGAGCUCGAAAUAUUGAAUAAAAUGGUUAAAAUGGUUCGUGAUUUGUCUAAACUUCGAGCUAUUCAACGCGAGACGCAGCCGCUUAUAAACAGGGAUAGACCGCUUUUCAAAAGGUUCAGCACCUCCCUUGAUUAUGAAAACUACUUACGAGAAAUUGCCUAUAGUUCUAGAGUUUCAGACGUCCCUCAUCCACAUCUAAAACACAAAAUGGAUCCACGAACUCGCAGAGCACUGAUAGUAGGCUGCAUUUUGAUGUUUUUUCAACAGGCUACAGGGUUCAAUGCGUUUGUUUAUUAUUCGCCAGUGGUUUUCUCUCGUAUUAACGUGAACGAUCCGCUCCUCCCCGCAAUUGCCAUUGCAGGAAUCAAUUUCAUUUUCACUGGAAUUGCAAUGCGGGUGGUUGAUAAAUCUGGAAGACGCACUAUCCUCCUAAAUACUAUAUGGAUCAUGACAGUAGCGCUGGCUACAAGUUGCACUGGCUUUCAAUACAGCAGUUCUGCUUUGUUCCUGACAUCGCUUUUGGUUUAUGUAGCAGCUUAUGCUACAGGCAUGGGCGCGGUUCCUUGGAUGAGCGUUGAAUUUUUACCUCUAAAUCAAAGAUCUUUUGGUGCCUCAUGCAUUACUUGCACCAACUGGCUUACAAACGCUACAAUUUCGGUACUGUUUUUACCGUUAAUCAACAAAUUUGGAGAUAAACCUACCAUGCUGUCAUUUGCCUUGAUGACGGCUCUAAAUUGGCUAUUUGUGUACUCUUGGUAUCCUGAAGUCAAAGGUUUGUCUCUAGAAGAGAUAGGGCAGGUUUUUGAAAAUGGAAUUGAUGUCGAUUACGUCUACAGAAAAUAUCACUGA
Molecule: messenger RNA, 1713 nt
Organism: Lachancea nothofagi CBS 11611
Lineage: Eukaryota; Fungi; Ascomycota; Saccharomycetes; Saccharomycetales; Saccharomycetaceae
Source: the annotation of a GenBank genome assembly